AUGGGUUUAUUAUACAAAUCACCACCACAAAAUAUUAUAAGCAUCACAAGAAGAGGUUUAUGUGUGAAAAUAAGAACAGGAGCCGAAAGCGAGAGCAUAAUAAUGGAGAAAUUGAGUAUCAAAGCCGUCAAUAACCCUAAACCAGUGAAUGCCAAAUUUUUGCCCAAACCCGCCUAUGAGAUCUUCGAAUUUUCCACUCUCCCCAGAAAUCAAUUCUCGAAUUCCAGGGCAUUUUCUGCGCUCCCAUCUCCAUCACCGUCUUAUGCGGAAGAUUUCGAUUAUAAGGCCCCAAAUUUCGAUCUGAACCCCAUUUUGGAGGAGUUAAAGGAAAAUGAGGACAUUGUAAAAAUCUUAGUGAAAGCUUUUUUCCUUUGCACCAGCCACCAGGUUUAUGGUGAAGGUGAAGAAUCUAGCUCAAAGGAGAAAAGGGAAAAAGAAGUAAUAGAGGAUGCACGUGCACGUGCGGAGAGGUUAAGAUCCUACAAAGCUGAUCUCCAGAAAAUUAAGAAAGAGAAGGAAGAGGCAGAACAAAAGCGCCUUGAAGCAUUAAAGCUUAAGAGGCAAAAGAGAAUUGUGAGAGGCAGCUCCACAUCUGUGAUAUUAUCAGUACUCUCACCGCAGAUAGCACAAGUUUUGAACAGGAUGAUAUUGGAGGGUGUACUGCUUCUUCGAUGGCUUCUUGUUGUACAAUGCUUGGCUAUUCCUAGCAAGCUUCCUCCAAGGCUGGCCAGACUAGUUGUCUACAAGAAAAAACCAACCGCCUAUGAAUUGACGUUGUUCUUAUGGAAGCAUUGA
Fraxinus pennsylvanica is the source of this 795-nucleotide messenger RNA. Lineage: Eukaryota; Viridiplantae; Streptophyta; Magnoliopsida; Lamiales; Oleaceae. The record is from the annotation of a GenBank genome assembly.